Sclerotinia sclerotiorum 1980 UF-70 is the source of this 1560-nucleotide messenger RNA. RefSeq lists its product as hypothetical. The coding region runs from base 1 to 1560 and encodes 519 amino acids. The record is from RefSeq and is a predicted model, not a curated record. NCBI's taxonomy places the organism in Eukaryota, Fungi, Ascomycota, Leotiomycetes, Helotiales, Sclerotiniaceae. Gene Ontology annotation, molecular function: heme binding; iron ion binding; monooxygenase activity. The transcript has 4 exons.
AUGUUGGAAGGCAUAUCAACAAAGUUUCUCAUCGCCGCGUUUGUCGUGAUAUUUACCUUGAUCAAGGUUACUCGGUUGAUUCAGAAAGAGCUGAAGAUUAGAUCGCUUGGGGGUCAUACGAGAAGAGUGAAAGCAUGGGUUCCAUUUGAUCUUGACCUCAUCGUGCGCUCAAUCAACUAUAGUUUAAACGACAGAAAUCUCGACGCAUGGCUAGCCUUCUUCGACGGCCACAAGGAUAAACGUUAUACAGUCGAGGCAUAUCCGGGAGGACAACGCACUCUUUUCACGGCGGAGCCGGAAAAUAUUAAAGCUAUACUUGCGACUCAAUUCACCGAUUAUGGGAAAGGAGAACCAUUUCAUAAGGAUUGGAAAGACUUCCUUGGUGAUAGCAUCUUCACCACUGAUCUUGAUCAGUGGCAUGAUUCUCGUCAGUUGAUACGUCCACAGUUCAUAAAGGAUCGCGUUAGUGAUUUGAACACUUUCGAGAGACACAUACAAAUCUUAAUCCAGAAGAUCAAAGUGGAAGGUAAAAAAUGGGAUGGUACUCAGGGUGAGGAGAUUGAUGUUAGUGAUUUGUUCUUCAGAUAUACUCUAGAUGCUGCGACGGAUUUUUUGUUGGGACGCAGUGUAGAAAGUUUAGAGAGACCAGGGGAAUUUGCAGAUGCUUUUGCGGAAGUUCAGAGAGUACAAAGUAUGAUUGCCAGGGCUGGGCCUACGAAUGCAUUGAUUCCAAGGAAGUCAUUCUACAAAGGUCUCAAGGUUAUCAACGAAUUUGUUACGCCCUUCAUUGAGGACGCCCUUCGACUUCCUCCUGAGGAAUUAGCAACUAAAACGAAAACAGAGGAAGGUUAUACAUUUCUACAUGCGUUAGCCUCCUACACCCGCGAUAGAAAUGUCCUUCGAGAUCAACUUGUAGCAGUCUUACUUGCCGGUCGCGACACAACAGCUUCCACUCUAUCGUGGACUUUCUACGAGUUAGCUCGUCAUCCUGAAGUUUUCAAGAAACUGCGUGAGGAAAUUAUUUCAAAAGUUGGUCUCGAGGAAGCUCCAACUUAUGAACAUUUGAAAGAUAUGAAAUAUCUUCAGAAUGUCAUGCACGAGACUCUUCGCCUUUAUCCUGUUGUUCCCUUUAACGUCCGUCUCGCCCUGAAAGAUACCACCCUACCUGUCGGUGGCGGUCCCGAUGGCCUUUCUCCCGUGGGGAUUCUCAAAGACACCCCAAUUGGCUACUCUACUCUCAUUAUGCAACGCCGCGAAGAUCUUACUCCAGAUGUCAUGUCUUUCAACCCCGAUCGUUGGUUAACAUGGCAGCCAAAACCUUGGCAGUACAUUCCUUUCAAUGGUGGUCCUCGAAUCUGUAUUGGUCAACAAUUUGCGCUCACGGAAAUGGGGUAUACGAUUGUUAGAAUCCUACAGAACUUUGAUGGUUUACAGGGGUUUAUGCAUGCAGUUGAUGGAGGAAACCCGAGACUGAAAGCAGACAUUGUAUUGCAGCCUGGGCAGGGCGUGCACGUGGGAUUUUUGGACAAGCAAAGUGGAACUUGGAAGAUGGAGGGUUAG